This is a messenger RNA of Dalotia coriaria, 1957 nucleotides long. RefSeq lists its product as uncharacterized. Gene Ontology annotation, molecular function: ubiquitin protein ligase activity; ubiquitin conjugating enzyme binding; zinc ion binding. The coding region runs from base 183 to 1658 and encodes 491 amino acids. The transcript has 2 exons. Gene Ontology annotation, biological process: proteasome-mediated ubiquitin-dependent protein catabolic process; multicellular organism development. Gene Ontology annotation, cellular component: cytoplasm. NCBI's taxonomy places the organism in Eukaryota, Metazoa, Arthropoda, Insecta, Coleoptera, Staphylinidae. The record is from RefSeq and is a predicted model, not a curated record.
GUUUGUAAUUCCCCUACUUUCGGAAUGCAGCGUCUGCAUUUUCCUGCAGUGUAGUGUCGGUACUUGGUUUGACCGUUUUCUGCGCGCAGUAGAAUUUUUCUUUUAUUCAAUACUGGUUGACUUCCUGGGAAGCUUAAUACUUUUUUCCUGCUUAACUAGUUGUUAUUGCGCCACUACACACAAUGGGUGAACAUUGGGAAAGAUUUCUGCAAAUGAAUCAAUUUUGCUUCAAUAAAGAUCAAUUACAAUGCAAUAAUUGCAAUCAACUACUUUCUGCACCAAUAUAUCAAACUGCUGAUAUGGGAAAUAUUUGCCACACUUGCAAAGGCAAUAAUAUGAUCGAUGCAAUUCGUAAUCACUCCUUGGAAAAUGCCCUUACCAACGCAUCAUUCCCUUGUAAAUAUGCUGCGAACGGGUGUGACGAAAGUCUUGCAAGUGCCAAUAUCUUAAUUCAUCAGUUAACUUGUCAUUAUGCACCAAUGCGGUGCCCCAUCUGCAAAAAUGGCGAAUUUACUAACGAAAAUGAUAUGAUUGCGCAUUGUGAAGACAUACAUGGACUAGAACAUGAAAGUGUUCAGCGUCAGAUCUAUACAGUGGAAUUAGCGGAAUAUUCUGAGAGUGAGGGAAUCAGAAAUACGAUACGCAAGGUGACUCUGAAUAAUAAUGAAUUUAUUAUCAAAGUUACUCAAAUGCAAUGGAAUGCCUUGCAAGUAGUUGUAUGCUAUCCAAAUGGGCUUAAACUCGGACAGAAGUUGAGUAUUCGAAUUAAAACCGAUAAUCAAGAAAUUCUGACUCAUGCGAAAAUGGUCGAGUCUUGGAACAUGAUGACCUCAACUGAUAAUGAUCACGUUACUACAAUUCACCUAACCGAAAUGCAGAAAACUCCUCAUGGUACAACUUGCAAACUUUUUCUGGAUUUACUUUUUAAUAAUAAAAGUACUUUUUAUGAACUGCAAGACGUCGAAAAUUUUCGCAAAGAUAUUCAAUGCCCAAUUUGCUUCAACUAUUUCACCGAACAGAUAUUCAAGUGCCGACUGGGACACAAUGUUUGCCAAUCCUGCAAAAAUCACAUCACGACCUGCCCAAUAUGCCGCGAAGAAAUGGGAAACACUCGCGAUAUUCGCAUGGAAAAUAUCUUGCCGCAGAUAACAAUGUUCUGUAUCAAUAAAUCGUUUGGUUGUUUAUAUGAGUCGGAUUUGAGGAUCUUGAAGCAACACGAACUCGAAUGUCGUUAUCAUCAAUAUACCUGCCAUAUUAACAAUUGCACUCAUGAAGCUAACCAAUGGGAAUUGAUUAAACACUAUCAAGAAAAGCAUCCUAUGUAUCUGAACGGUGCUAUUUUUGAGCUGGAUCUAAAUAAACAAGUCGAACUGAGCUUGGUUUAUAAAAAUAAUAUUUUUUUAUUGGAGAGCUCAUUGGAAGGCAAUACUUAUGUCUGGAAGGUGUCGCUUGUCAACAGCACAUCAUGUGAAUGGCAGUAUAUGUAUUCGAUUCAGGUAAUAAAUUCGGCUGAUAAACGAUUGCAAUUUAGCACUGUUUCUGGAAGCAAGUUGACUGUUGAUUUCAAUUUGAUUAAGAGUUUUUGUAAUCUUGAUAAAACUUUAAAAAUGAAAUGUUUCAUCACGCAGUUAGUCGUUGAUUCUCCAGGCGAGUCUUAGUUUGUUGUGGGUGGAUUAUCGCUGUUAUACAUUUAGUGGAAAAGAUUCCAUUUUACUUCUUUACUGCAUUUUAUUGUUUCUUGUAAUCAUGAAGAUUUUAUGUGUUUAUGUAAGAUUUUUUGAAUGUUCACGACGUUAUAUUCACUUGCCAUACAAUAUAUUUUAUGUUUGAAUUGCGUCUCUGCGCGUUGUUCCAGACUAGACGUUUAGUAUGUAGUAGUUUGUUAAUAUGUUUCAACGCUAUUUUUAAAUUCCGUGUUUCACUCUUUCUCCCAAAUAAAGUGAAAUUUGACACCGUU